This is a messenger RNA of Dermochelys coriacea (leatherback sea turtle), 3171 nucleotides long. It is a transcript of the gene CDNF, whose product is annotated as cerebral dopamine neurotrophic factor. The record is from RefSeq and is a predicted model, not a curated record. NCBI's taxonomy places the organism in Eukaryota, Metazoa, Chordata, Testudines, Dermochelyidae. Gene Ontology annotation, cellular component: endoplasmic reticulum. Gene Ontology annotation, biological process: neuron projection development; dopaminergic neuron differentiation.
AUGGACGUGGUGUCGGCUGCUUCCGGGAGCGGCGCGGGGCCAGUGUGUAAAGGAUUUUUGGACAGAUUUUACAUAUUAAAAGAAAAACAUUCUGACUUCACUGUGGCCACCAUAGAGAAAGAACUGGUUAACAGCUGCAUGGACAAAGGAAAAGAACACCGCUUGUGCUAUUACAUUGGGGCAACAAGCGAUGCAGCCACGAAGAUCAUCAGUGAGGUCAGCCGCCCAAUGAGUGCUCAUGUGCCUGUUUCGAAGAUAUGCGAGAAACUGAAGAAGAACGACAUUCAGAUCUGUGAGCUCAAAUAUGAAAGGAAACUGGACUUAAACUUGGUGGAUCUCUCCAAAGAAGUGGCUGAGCUGAGGAAGAUCCUGGAUAGCUGGGGAGAAGUGUGCAGAGCAUGCACAGAGAAAACAGACUUUGUGAACUUGAUUAAGGAGCUAGCACCUUAAGUGUAUACACUUACAAACCCCAAAUCAGACCUUUGAUUGAUACUUGUGCCAGCCCAGUGCUUUCUAUGGUAGGUCAUCUCUCUGUGCACAAAGAAUGACUGACAAUGGAAUAGCUAGGCUAAAAAACUUAUUAUUUGGUUACAACUCACAAGUGCCAAAAAAUAGAGUUAUUAUUAAUAAUUGCUUAUUUAGCACCACAGAAGGACAUAGUACUUUACAGACAAGACAAGGUCACUGCACCAAGGAACAUAAUAUAUAAGAAUCAAAUUGUAUUUGUAUUGCAAUAGCAAAUAGAGUCCUCAGCCCCACUGUGCUAGCUCUGUACACACACAUAACAAAAAAAUGAUCCCUGCCCCAGAGAGCUUAUGCUCUAAAGUAGAAGAGGAGAGACCAACCUGCUUCCCCAAACAAACCCAAAACAGACCUUUAGCUAAACCAGUGUAAUGUUGUGUGUAGACAGUAUUAGGGCUUGUACUGCUUUGAUCAUAUUGGUUUAAAAACUCAUUAAAUAUUAUUAGCAAAAUACUAUUAUUUUCCAUGACAUCAUAUACCAUUAUAAGCAAUUUGAUAAUAAUAACUGAUCCACAGUAGAGGGUUGCAUCAGUUCAACUACAUCUGUUUCUAAACCAAUGUGUUUAAAUCAAUACACAAACGGUGUGGAGACCAGCUCUUCUGUCUAUUCAAACCUGGCUUAUAUUGGUAUAACUUGUAAUGUGCAGGCAUAACUUGUACAUAAACAAGCCAUGUUUAAACCAAUGCAAUAAGUCUCCAUGCAGAGGCUUGCACCAGUUGAAUUCAAUUGGUGAAAUUUCUGUAGAAAAUCUUCUUUGCAGCCUCUGCCUCAUUCAUUACACACCUUUUAACUCCUGCAGGGAAUGAGGCAGGGGCCUUACAACAGCAUUGUGUAGUGAAUGAGGCUGUUAUCUCAUCCACUGUCCAUCUUGUGCAUUUCCAGUCCUAGGUCGACACCUUGAUAUAUUCAGGGAAAAACAAUAUUUUUAUUUAAGCAGUUUGGAAACAGAAAUUAGAGGUGGAAAAGACCUAUUUGAUUAUUUAGUAUAUUCCUGCCAGCUGAGGUACUCCAGCAGGUCCGCAUGCCCUGCUGAUCAACUCCUCACCCUCCUUCCCAUAACUCCUCCCCCCCCCCCAGUGCCUCCUGCAUGCCAUAGAACAGCUGUUCCCCGUGUGCAGGAGGUGCUGGGAGGGAGGGGAAGGAGCAGAGAUGUGGCACGCUCACGGGGGCGUGGAAAGAGGCGGGGAAGAGGAGGGGCAGGGGUGGAGAGGGGGCAGGAAGAGGUGGGGCCUUGGAGGAAGGGCUGGAGUGGGGGCAGGGCCUGUGAGUGUUGGGGAUCUGGGAAAAAUUGUAAAUCAAAAUGGGGGUUCUCAGUUGCUAAAGUUUGAGAACCGCUGCUCUAGAACAUUUUAGAAACUUGCAAACAAACCAACCUACCUUUUUGGUCCAUUCUAACUAAUUCGGUUCCUUCCUAGGUAUUGAUACCCUUCAAGUAUUUGCAGCUGGCUAGCAUAUCCAACUUAUUUGCUGCUUGGCCACAACAAGCAUAUUUUGCUCUUUUAGGAUGGGGUUUUCAAAGGAUUUCAAUGGAAUUUUGGCCCCGAACUCCCUUAGACUCUAUUGAGAAUUCCUCAGUUUCUUCAUUCUCUCACAUAUUUUGUUUGGUCUUCUUUGAGUUCCCUGAAGUUAGUGAGUUGUACCACUAAUAUUGACAGAGAGUGCCACUAAAUCAAGAAGUUUUGUCCAAGUUUGUUUGAAGUCAUUACUUUACAUGUAUGCACAUAGGCCCCAGACCAGCAAGGCACAUAAGCACAUGCUCAAUUUUAAGCAUGUGAAAAGUCCCACUGAAAUCAAGAAGUAGGUCUUAAUUAUUCUUCUGGAUUGGGGCUAACUGAUUAUGAUUACAGAGUUCCAAUUGACUUUGCAAUAUGAAAGUGACCUAAUACUCAAACAUUUACAUUUCAGAAAAGAAGGUUUUGUGUACACUGGAGAAAGCUAUUUCAGUGCUUAUCAUUAGAAGUAUUUGAAAUAUGGAAGAGAAAGGUUACUAUGAAUUCACUGCCAGAUAUUUUCAUCUUGAUUGCAUAAAUCCCUGCAUUUAAUUGAAAUCCAGUGGUGAUUUGCACAAUUAAUGUUUUAUGUUUGCAAAAAAUAUUUAAGCCCAGAUCCUCAAAGGUAUUUAGGCAUUAUGUGUCUUUGAAGAUCCAGGAAUUAGUGGGCCCACAUCCUAAAUUAUGUGGGCCAAAAUUCUAUUCUUUGAUACAGAGACAACUCCCAUUGAAUUGAAAAGGCAUUGCAUCUUUGUUUCUUAGAGAACAGGCUUCAUGACUGUCUCCUUUACAUGGGUAUAAAUCAAAAGUAAAUCCACUGAAGUCAGUGGAGUUACUCCAGUGUAAACUGCUGUGAGAAAAGAAUCAAGCCUGAGAUGUCCGCUGUGUGUGUAGUAGGAAAGAACCAGGCUUAUACACUAGUAAUGAACAGAUCUCAAAAGGGUUUGAGGUACAAUUCAGAUAUGCAUCCAACUGUAGAGGUGUGAAAUAGCCAGCCAUCUGUGAUCUGGUAUCCUUGCAAUAUGUGGUUUCUUAUACAUUUUUAUAGUAUUUCUUGCUGCAGAAUUACCCUUUCACGUGUUAUUUGUGUACUUCUGCUUCUCGCUGAAAGAAGGAACUGCAGUGGUGUGUGAAAAUUGGAUUAAAGAGAAUUAAGUA